Phragmites australis (common reed) is the source of this 1560-nucleotide messenger RNA. Its product is annotated as malate dehydrogenase, glyoxysomal. NCBI's taxonomy places the organism in Eukaryota, Viridiplantae, Streptophyta, Magnoliopsida, Poales, Poaceae. The transcript has 9 exons. Gene Ontology annotation, cellular component: chloroplast; cytoplasm. Gene Ontology annotation, molecular function: L-malate dehydrogenase (NAD+) activity. Bases 298 to 1377 code for a protein of 359 amino acids. Gene Ontology annotation, biological process: tricarboxylic acid cycle; malate metabolic process. The record is from RefSeq and is a predicted model, not a curated record.
GACAGGACUGGGAAGAAUGGCUGGAGAUGAGACCAAGAACGAAACGAACUAGAGGCCAACGCGUCAGCAUGCCCAUUGCCUCCAUCUCCAUGCCUGCAUCUCUUGCCGCGCCGCCCACCGAUCGGAAACGUGCACGCAUCGUCCCAUCCCAUCCCAUCUCAUCCCGGGAACCAACGUCGCCUACCUAGCUAGCUUUGGCAACGAACCCCUCCGGUCCGGUGCUUCUUCUGCUCCGUCUCUCGUCUCGCUGGGCCUUCUCCCUGCUUCUCCAACCCCAACGCAUAGCCAAAGGCAACCAUGGAACGGCAGGAAGGGGCCAACACGGCGGCGGCCAGGCGGAUGGCCAAGCUCGCCUCCCACCUCACAUCUCAUCCUCAGGUGAUGGAGGUCUCCCUCCUGAGUGGAUCCAAUUGCCGUGCAAAAGGUGCGGCACCAGGAUUUAAGGUUGCAAUCUUGGGUGCAUCUGGUGGGAUUGGUCAGCCACUCGCAUUACAAAUGAAGAUGAACCCUCUUGUUUCGGUGCUCCAUCUAUACGAUGUUGCCAACACACCUGGUGUCACAGCAGACAUUAGCCACAUGGACACUAGUGCUGUGGUGCGUGGCUUCUUGGGCCAGCCACAGUUGAAAAAUGCUCUAACUGGAAUGGAUCUUGUGAUAAUUCCUGCUGGUGUCCCUCGGAAGCCUGGGAUGACAAGGGAUGAUUUGUUCAACAUCAAUGCUGGAAUCGUCCGGACUCUCUGCGAGGGAAUUGCAAAAUGCUGCCCCAAGGCAAUCGUAAAUGUGAUCAGUAAUCCUGUCAAUUCUACUGUUCCAAUCGCUGCUGAAGUUUUCAAGAAAGCUGGGACAUAUGACCCUAAACGUCUUAUGGGGGUGACAACACUUGAUGUAGUGAGAGCAAAUACUUUUGUGGGAGAGGUUCUUGGACUUGACCCCAGAGAUAUCAAUGUUCCUGUGAUUGGUGGGCAUGCAGGAGUUACGAUAUUACCACUACUUUCACAGGUGAACCCUCCCUGCUCGUUCACCCCAGAAGAGGUUAGCUACCUCACUUCUCGCAUACAAAAUGGUGGGACAGAAGUUGUUGAGGCUAAAGCAGGAGCAGGAUCAGCAACUCUCUCAAUGGCGUAUGCAGCUGCUAAAUUUGCAGAUGCUUGCCUGAGAGGACUGCGCGGUGAUGCUGGCAUAGUGGAGUGCUCUUAUGUAGCUUCUCAGGUGACCGAGCUGCCUUUCUUUGCAUCUAAAGUGCGGUUAGGGCGUUGUGGCAUUGAGGAGAUCUUACCACUUGGCCCAUUGAAUGAGUUUGAAAGAGCUGGUCUGGAGAAGGCAAAGAAAGAGCUGGCUGAGAGUAUCCAAAAGGGCGUCUCUUUCAUUAACAAGUGAGGCCAUCUUCAUCUUGGAAUGCCCAGGCCCAACAUAAAAAAUAUAUGUGCUGUGUUUUGGCUUCCUGGAAGCUGCUGUCAUCUUGUAAUCUCUCUGUAAAACUGUGUACAUGCAUGGUACAAAUGAUCUACACGGCUGUACUGAAUAAGAUAAUUCUGGUAAUAAAAGUACCUUAAGAACAAA